Adelges cooleyi (spruce gall adelgid) is the source of this 1053-nucleotide messenger RNA. Its product is annotated as cAMP-dependent protein kinase catalytic subunit alpha-like. The coding region runs from base 1 to 1053 and encodes 350 amino acids. The transcript is spliced from 4 exons. Gene Ontology annotation, biological process: peptidyl-serine phosphorylation. The record is from RefSeq and is a predicted model, not a curated record. Gene Ontology annotation, cellular component: nucleus; cAMP-dependent protein kinase complex. Lineage: Eukaryota; Metazoa; Arthropoda; Insecta; Hemiptera; Adelgidae. Gene Ontology annotation, molecular function: ATP binding; cAMP-dependent protein kinase activity.
AUGACGGAAUAUGACGAAAAAUGUUCACAAACAAGUGUUUCGGAGUAUUUAGAGUGUGCAACGAAAUUAUUUAAAAACCGUCUAGAAAACGAAAAAAUUAUUGAGUCCAAGUUUGACGAUUUUAACUUAAUUAAAACCAUCGGGAAGGGCGCUUUUGGUCGCGUGAUACUAGUAAAUCAUAAAUCAGACCCGAAGACGUUUUUGGCAAUGAAAAUCAUGAAAAAGGAACAAGUUUUGCGCAAAAACAACGUCCAACAUGUUUUGAACGAAAAACGUUAUUUGGCAGCCAUACGACAUCCGUUUAUUGUGCACAUGGUGUAUUUUGCCAAGGACAAAUGCAACUUAUAUUUUGUCAUGCCGUUCGCCAUCGGCGGAGAUUUGUUCAGUUUGCUAAAGCAGAAAGGGUCAUUGGGCGAAUUCAAUUCCAAAUUUUACUCCAGCCAGUUGGUCCUGGCGUUGGAGUACCUGCACUUGUUAGAUAUACUCUACAGGGAUCUGAAACCGGAAAACGUACUGAUCGACGGCAAUGGCUACAUAAAACUGACGGAUCUCGGUUUUUGCAAGCGUGUAGUCAAGCGAACUUACACCAUGUGCGGCACGCCACAAUAUUUGGCGCCAGAGAUAAUUCUUCUCAAGGGUUACGGCAAAGCGGUGGACUGGUGGGCGCUGGGAGUGAUAACGUACGAAAUGGUCAUUGGUCGAUUGCCGUUCGAAUCAGACACCGAUCGUCGGAUGUACAAGAAAAUCACUACCGGCCACUACAAGGUUCCCGCCAGUUUUUCGUCCGACCUCGUGGAUUUGACAGAGAAUUUGUUACAAGUAGAUCUGACCAAGAGGUACGGAAACUUGAAAAACGGAACGGAGGAUAUCAAAAAACACCGAUGGUUUAGAACAAUUGAUUGGUUAGCGUUGUUUAACCGAACCAUGGAAUCGCCGUUUCGACCGAAUUACAGUAGUCCUUCAGACACAUGUAACUUUGAAUCAUUUUCUGAAGAAAAAAUUGUAGGCGUCGGAUGCAAUGAUAAUGAUCAAACUGACUUCUCAGACUUUUAA